AUGACUCAACGUCCCGUGUCUGAGCAAUUUAAUCUUCAACAAAAGCCGGGAUCUAAUCCACAAUACCGCCAGUCGGCAGACUUAUCUCACCUAAGUCAACAACCGACAAAUAAUAGAAGCUCCCGUCCAACCUCCGAAAUAUUCUCCGCAAAUAACCAUAAUACAUAUCAAUCACCUGAAGUAUAUAAACGUACUCAAUCAUUAUUAAAAAAUCCAGCUGAAGCCAUUGAUAAAUGGUUUGAAGAUCUUCAACACUAUGAACAAACUCUUGAAGAAAUGGCUACCGCUAGUUUGGAUCAAAAUUUUAAAGAAGAACUUGGUGCCAUCGAACAAUGGUUUCGAGUGUUAUCUGAAGCAGAACGAACUGCCGCUCUAUAUAGCUUACUACACCAUUCAACUCAAGUACAAAUAAGGUUCUUCAUAACUGUUUUACAACAAAUGGCAAGAAAUGAUCCGAUGGGUGCUCUCUUGUCACCUGCGAAUCCCGAGAAAGGUGCUAUGGCUAAAGCUGAAGUUGAAGCCAAACUUGCUGGUAUGGCCCUUAAAUCUCCUACAAGUCCGACUUAUGCACGUCGUUUAUAUGAUCGACAUCCUGGCGUUGACUUCUUAUCCCCUGAAGCUGCUAUUUAUACCGAUCCUGCUGCUGCUCUUGCUCAGCAAAGAGCUCGUCUCCAAGCUGGCAGUCGUGGUACUUCUUUGUAUUCUUCUCGUCCAAAAUCUAUGGUAGUAGAAAAUGAUCAAACUGUUUGGACUCCAGGUACUCCAGGUUCUGCCUCUGAUAGAACAAGUAAUGGUCGACCAAAGUCGGCUGAUUUAAGUGCUCUUCCUUGGUCUCCUGCUGGUUAUUCUAUGCGUUCUCCUCGGUCUGGUAAUGCUUUUGAUGGCGAGUUAUCCCCUCUUGUCGGUGGAAGUUGGGCUAGUAUGGUAUCAACACCUGUGGUUCCGAUGUUUGCUGAAAAACCUAAACAAACUACUGAUGUGGAUAUGGUUAAUAAGAAAUUAUCAAAUUGGAGCGUAAGCAAUAAUUCUGGAAAUCGUGUUGUGUUGGAAAGUGAUGUCAAAAAAUUCCGUCGGAAUCAUGGAAAAUCUAGUUCCGGUGUUCCUGCCACUGUUCAAGAAGAAAAAUUUAAUUCAAAUCAAACAAAUAUCGUUUUAUCUAUGUACGACACUGAUGGAAAUAAUAUCCGCUCACCUCAACAUUCUCCUAUUCCGAGCACUAAAUCUAUUUCCAGGCAAAAUUCGCGUCCUACUUCUCCUAAUCCUAAUCCUCCAGGAUUGUAUCCUGCUCAUUCUAAUUGGAAUCAAAAUAGUGGUGGUGGUAAAAAUACUCAUCUAACUCCACCUAAUGUUGGGCAUUAUAGUGAAGAGAAUGGCGAAGUGGUUGGAUAUCACAGUGAUCAUAGUCAUGGUAAAAAUAAAAAGAAACAAAAUGAUGAUACCGUUGACUUCAACUUAUUGCAAGGUUUUUUAUUAAUUUUACCUCUUCGUUUACACAAGUAUACUCCCGUAUUUGAAGGAAUGAUAUGGCAAGAUAUUAUUGAAUUAGAUGAUGCAUCGCUAGAACAAAAAGGUGUUGCUGCACUCGGUGCUAGACGCAAAAUGCUUAAAGAAUUUGAUAAGGUUAAGGUUGCCAUGGUAAGUACUUGUCUAACGACAUUAUUAAUUUGA
Molecule: messenger RNA, 1668 nt
Organism: Racocetra fulgida
Lineage: Eukaryota; Fungi; Glomeromycota; Glomeromycetes; Diversisporales; Gigasporaceae
Source: the annotation of a GenBank genome assembly